GAACAUAGAGGAAGAAGAGGGACACACGGGUGAUCCUCCAUUCAGUUCAGUGUAAAUUUACUGUUGUAAUAUGGACCAAACAGGGGAGGUGGUGUGCUGUUGAAGUCACUUGGACAAAUGUUGACGUCCCGGUGCAUUGUGGGAAUAACUGCAUUGUAUUUGAGACGACAGAUCAAGCUGCAAAACAGGUGUGUUUACAAGGAAAUUCAGUAUGUUUGUUUACACUGUAUGAGUGACAGCCAGCACCAAAUAUCAAGCAUAUGUUGGAGAUUUCAGUUUUUAAUUUGGAUUUUGCAGUUAGUGAGACAGAUUAAAACAAGUUCUCUGUAAAAACAUGGUUGUGCAUUAGAUAUAUAACAGAUUAACUGGUGCUGUCAAUGAUAAACCACAGCUGACUCUCUCUGGUCUCAAUAACACCGUCUUCUGUGCAGGAUGUCGACUUUUACUCGACCUGUAGCUGCGGUAUGUCAGGUAACAGCCACCCCAGACAAACAGGCAAACUUCUCAGCCUGUAAAAAGCUGGUGGAGGAGGCAAAGACUCAGGGGGCCAGCAUGGUGUUCCUGCCCGAAGGCUUCGACUACAUCGGAUCGAGUCGAGAGGAGACUCUGUCUCUGUCAGAGAGCCUGAAAGGAGACAUUAUCUCACAGUACACACAGCUGGCCAGGUUGGUAAAAUGUUGACACAGAUGAAACUUUUUGGUGUUUUUGAAUAUGACCUGUUUAUAUGUUUCAUUACUACAUCAAAUGUGUCCAUCUUUAUCUCAUCUUGGCUAAAUGUACCAUUGUCCUCGUGUCUCCAUUGAAACUUCUCCUUCUUUCAGGAAAUUGGAGGUCUGGCUGUCUCUUGGAGGAUUUCAUGAACGAGGGCCCGACUGGGAGUCUGACAGACGAAUCUACAACAGUCACAUUAUAAUUAACGAUAAAGGUAUUUAUAAACCUCCUCUAGCCGUGAAUAAUCAUUUAAAUUUUUUUUUUACAUCAGUCAUCCUUUCCAAAAUUUGCUCGUUUAGCUGACAUGUUGUUAUUACCUCUAUAGGCGACAUCGUCUCAGUCUACAGGAAGUCCCAUUUGUUCGAUGUGGAGCUUCCAGAAAAAGGAGUGUCCCUCAAAGAAAGUGCCUUCACCAUUCCUGGACCCUCGCUUGUGCCUCCAGUUCAGACCCCCGUCGGCAAGGUGUCAUUUAAUGAGAUAAUUAUCAUCACUUUGAAUACACUCCUUUUUCAUUCAGUAUGAUACAAUAUACUAAAAGAUACAGAAUUAACUGAUAUGAUAUAAUAUGAUAUGAUAUGAUAUGAUAUGAUGGGAUAGGAUGUGGUAUGAUAUGAUUCAAAGCAAUACAAUAAGAUGCAACAAAAUGCCAAACGAUACGAUCUGAAAUGACACAAUAUUGUACAAAACCAUUUGAUACGAGGCAAUUUGAUAUGAUACAAUACAUAACUAUUAUUAAAUACAGGUCAGUAUUUUGCAUUUUAAUAUCAUACAAUAUAAUGCAAUAUGAUACAGUAGAAUACAAUAUGGUCUGAUGUAAUACAUACACAUGAUAAAGUACAAUAUAAAAUACUAGAUUUCUAAAACUCCACUCAAGUUCUAAUGGACUGAACAGAAACAGUGUUUUUAUAUCAGGUUUGGACUGAAAAGAAGUGUCUAAUUUUUAAAAAAGUGAUAAAAGUACUCAAACAUCCUAGUUAUGUUUUUUCUCUCUCUCUCUUGUAUAAAAAGUAUUUGUAUUUGUUUUUGUUCUGCUGUCACAGGUUGGACUGGGAAUCUGCUAUGAUCUGAGAUUCCCUGAGUUAUCUCUGGCCCUGCAGAGGACUGGAGCUGAGAUCCUGACCUACCCAUCAGCCUUCACUGUAGCUACAGGAGCUGCUCACUGGGAGGUGAGAUGUUUCUACAAUACUUAACAGACACAAACUUCAUUUGAAACGCUCUCACAUGUGUAUCCAUCUUCAGGUGUUACUGCGAGCUCGGGCGAUCGAGACCCAGUGUUUUGUCUUGGCAGCGGCGCAGGUUGGGCAACACCACGAGAAGCGCUCAUCGUAUGGUCACGCCCUGGCGGUGGACCCUUGGGGGGAGGUGCUGGGAGACUGUGGGGGGGAGAAACCAGGCAUGGUGCUGGUGGAGGUAGACCUGGAGAAGGUGAAGAGCACGAGGAGGAACAUGCCGGUCCAGCAGCACCGCAGGGACACGAAAUUUUAUCAGAGCCUGGAGGAGAGCUGACAACAAAGAGAAGCAAUGUUUCGGUUCUGUUUCUGCUUUUUCAGACGUUCUUGUAGUUAGUUUAUCAUCACUACAGAAGACUGAGAGUGUGAAUUAGAGGAGUUACUGAAACUGGUCAGUAGAUGGCACUGUAGGCCUGUGACCCUUGUAUGGAGACAGGGAACUGCAAAUGCUCCAGUGAAACAUUCCCUGUGUAUUUAAUGCAUACUCAACAUAUUUGAUUGUAUGUUUUCAGUGAAAUAAUUAAAAACUGUUGAAACUUGAUGAAUAUUUUGGAAAAUAAUAAACCUGCUUGGAAACAUCA
Molecule: messenger RNA, 2521 nt
Organism: Xyrichtys novacula (pearly razorfish)
Lineage: Eukaryota; Metazoa; Chordata; Actinopteri; Labriformes; Labridae
Source: the annotation of a GenBank genome assembly